AUGAUAAGUUGUGCGACUCUCGAUGAAGAAAAAUUUAAAAAGUUUGGAACGCGUGUAUUUAGCCUUCAUCCACGUCACGGUUAUGCUGUAACAUCUGUAAAAAUAGUAAAAGGAGAUAAAGCUGGUAUUAUCGGUGAAUUUAGACUCAUACGAAUUCGCGAUCCAUAUGGUGAAGCAGCUGUGGAUCUCUAUCACGGUAAUAUCAAAUAUUUAUUUACCGAAGCUACUCUAAAAUCAAAACUAGAUACUCAAAUUAUUGGAGAAAGUUGGAUUCUGUAUGAUGAUUUUAUUAAAUAUUUUUCAUACAUUGACAUUUGUAAUUUGACACCCAAUCAAAUAAUUGGUCAUGUAUAUUCAAGUUCUGGAAAAAAAUUGGCGUUAUCAGCAAUCGAAGGAAAAUUUAUGGGAGCAGUUACCACGAAGCAAAAAGCAUCCAAUGAUUUUUUCACAGUUAAUCCACAGUAUCGUAUGGUAUUGAAAAAGUCAGACGGAGUUCUUAUUGGUGUGUCAUUAAAACGUAGACAUGAUUUACAAAGAGCUUUUAAUGUAAUAUAUUUUCGAAUAAUGUCAUUUGAUGAUAAAGAUACAUCUAAAUUACCGAAACCACUGUUAACUAGUUCUAUUGGAGCUCAUAGCUUUGGCAUAUUUACAUUUAAAGGACAAGUAGGUCAACGCAUUGAUUUGGAACCUGGUACGUACUACAUUAUUCCAUAUAUAAUCGAUUCAUUCAAGGGAGCAACUUUUUAUCUGCAAGUAUUAUCCAAACAACAAGAUAUUUUAGAAGUCUAUGAUCGAGACAUUCAUAUGCCACACAUCACCGAAAAGUUGAAAUAUUUAUUAACAAAAAAUACACAUCUACAUGAGGAUGAUCAUGUCAUUUUUUCACAAAUAGCAUCUGACCUGACGAUUAAUUUUAAAGGCUUAUAUAAUAUUUUGAAAAAUGACAAAUUGUCAUUGAAUGAAAAUUGUCAUGUGCCACAGGAACUUGAUGACACAGUUGUUUUAGAGCUGGAAUUAUUGGCAACAAAAAAAUUAGUGCCUCAAAGAAAAUUGUCUCAUUUAACAAUAGCAAAAACUCUAUUAAUUACUCAAGAAGUAUUUGAAAUUUAUGGAGAAAAAGAUUGUCCUGGAUAUAUAAAAAAUGUCUAUAUAUUAACUGUAUUGAAACGAAAUGGAUAUUUUAUCAACAUGAAUAUCUUCAAUGCUAUAUAUGCACUCUUUCCAAACCGCGAUAUAUUAAUUCAUUUUAAUGACUAUAUCUUGAUUGUAUUUGCUAUCAAAAAUAAAUUUGGAUCGUAUUGUGAAGAAUUUCAUGCGAAAUUAUGUAAAGACUUGGUAUUAAUGGUACAUGAUGAUACUACGACAUUUAACGAUUUUAAUGAGCCUCAAAUACAUGAAUUAAGAAUUAAUGAACAACAGUUUAAUGUUAUCAUUAAGUUCAUUAAAAACCUAAAAGAAAUAUUUCACAGCCACGCAUCUAAACCUUAUUUUUCUGUGGCAUUUGCAAAACUAAAAGAUCUUUUUGAUGCAUUUGAUUAUAAAUUAACAUAUAAUAUUAUUGCAACUAUAUUUCAAUCACAUGGAAAUGACGUUGAUAUUUUCUAUAAUCAAUUUGUACAAAAAAAUACAAAAAUAUACAUCAAGUGAAAAAGG
Molecule: messenger RNA, 1653 nt
Organism: Aphidius gifuensis
Lineage: Eukaryota; Metazoa; Arthropoda; Insecta; Hymenoptera; Braconidae
Product: calpain-B-like
Exons: 9
Coding region: 1-1647 (548 amino acids)
Biological process (GO): proteolysis
Cellular component (GO): cytoplasm
Molecular function (GO): calcium-dependent cysteine-type endopeptidase activity
Source: RefSeq, a predicted model, not a curated record